Molecule: messenger RNA, 1584 nt
Organism: Myxocyprinus asiaticus (Chinese sucker)
Lineage: Eukaryota; Metazoa; Chordata; Actinopteri; Cypriniformes; Catostomidae
Exons: 7
Coding region: 226-1056 (276 amino acids)
Source: RefSeq, a predicted model, not a curated record
CUAACGUGUAGUACUCGUUCUGUAUGAUUACAGGUACUGUUACGUAUAUAAGUACACUCAUAAGAACUACGGGUGAACCGCGAAGAACAGCAUUAGACUCUCAUCUGUACCUCCAACAAGCAUCUUCAUCCUCAACAGAACCUCUGAAAAACAAAACUUGUACAGGUUUGGAACGACAUCAGGAUAUCAGAGCAGAGAGUGAUAGACGGUAUUCUCUCAGUGAAGAUGUUGGCCGUGUUGACUCUUGUUCUGUUGGCGUCCAGUGUAAUUGAGGGAUGGGUUCUGAGUAAAUGUGAGCUGAAGAACCAUCUGGAAGACACUCAGUUCAAGGUGAUUCAAGGCAUGGGAAUCAAUUUGACCGUGGAAGAUCUCAUCGCCAGACUUGUUUGUACUGUAGAAAACACUUCAGGGUUCAACACCAGCCUCAUCACCAGCAUCCAAAUCAACCAAGAUCAAUUCAGGCUUCCAGUCAGACCUCCAUUCCGUCCUUCUCCCAAACCAAAAGAGAAAGAUCCUUCCACAAAGGAAGAAGAUGAUGAAAAACUGGAAGAGGAACACAUAAUCCCUGUUGAACUGCAAAGAAGUCCCAAGCAAAGACCCGGAAGAUCUGUCCCAGAGGGAAGCAUCAUUUCCUCUGAGAGACAAGGAGGAAAGGACCAUUUCUGGGGUCUGUUCCCGAAAAAGUCCCCUGCUGAAUCAUCUGGAAGCAGUUCAGAGGAGUCGUCUGAGGAGGAAAGUUCUGGAGACAGCUCCGAGGAACCACGUGAUGAUGAUGUCAUCACAUGGAACUUGUUCGGAAUCUUCCAGCUGAGCGAUCGCGUGGCUUGUGAUUCUGGAUCUAGUGGAACUCUGAACAUCUGUCGUUUGGAGUGCGGCGCUCUCAUUAAUGAUGACAUCACUGAUGACAUCAUCUGCUUGAAGACUUUGGUAGAAAGCCAUGGCAAGUUCACUGGAUUUAGUCCUAAGAAGAGAUUCCUCACCAAGAUGAUGGCAAUGCUCUUCAUGAAGGAGUGUCGAUCUGUCGUCCCUUCACAAUACUUUGACGAGUGUUCUUAAAAUAUCCACAUAGAUGAAGCUUCUCCAUCAGAAGGCUUGAUCGAGAAACUUCUCUGGCUUCUGGUGGAGCAGUUUUCCACUAGCAGGAGACUCAAUGGUUAUAUUUUCCCAAGCUUUAAGACCCCAUGAAUUCAGAUUUGGAGUUCUGUUGCUUUUAGUCCAUGCUUUGAGGUUAUCUAAAUGCUAAUGUAUUCCUAAAUGUUGACAAAAUUAGCUUUUAGCAGAUAUAAACACUUAAAACUGACAGUCAUUCUUUGUCCUCCUGUGAAAAACAAAAAAGCUAAUAUAAUGACUCAUUGGCAUGUGCAAAUUUUGACCAAUGAAAGUGCUCUCUAGAAUGACAAUGUCCUCUUCCAGUUCGUUUUAUAUUUCACUUGCCACCGACUAGUAUCAGCAGACAGCAAAUCAUGAUUCCUGCUUGUGAUGUAAAACCAAUAAAUCUUUUGGAUAAUUAAUGGUGUAUCUGUAAACUUCAUAGCAAGUGUGGUUGUCUUUAGUGUGGUUAAUGAAUACAUUCAAUAUCUGUCA